Messenger RNA from Oxyura jamaicensis (ruddy duck), 955 nucleotides. RefSeq lists its product as uncharacterized. The annotation marks the transcript as partial. The transcript has 2 exons. NCBI's taxonomy places the organism in Eukaryota, Metazoa, Chordata, Aves, Anseriformes, Anatidae. The record is from RefSeq and is a predicted model, not a curated record.
CGUGACGCCUCAUGGCGCCGCGGCGCCGCGUCACGACGUGGCGCUGUGUGGCGACGUCGCGUGCCAUGACGGUCGCUGUGUCGCGGCGUGGCACUGUGUCGCGACAUGCCACUGUCACGACGUGUCACUGUCACGACAUGCCACUGUCAUGACGUGUCACUGUGCCACGUGCCGUGGCGCAGCGCUGUCACCACGUCGCGACAUGCCGUCGCCUCACGCCACGUCACCGUGUCACUGUCACGACGCGCCCUGUCGCGACAUAACCGCGUCACGCGCCACCAUGUCGUGACAUGUCAUGACGUCACCUCGCGUGUCACCGUCCCGGUGUGUCACAACACGUCACCGUGUCACCACGUCACAACAUGUCCUCAUGUCACGUGUCCUCAUGUCACGACACGUCACCAUGUCACAACGUCACCAUGUCACGACGUCACCAUGGCACGACGUCACCAUGGCACGACGUCACCGUGGCACGAUGUCACCAUGUCACGACACGUCACCAUGUCACAACAUGUCACCAUGUCACGACAUCACCGUGUCACGACAUCACCAUGUCACGACGUGUCCUCAUGUCACCAUGCCACCAUGUCACAUGUCCUCAUGUCGCGACGUGUCACCAUGUCACGACGUCACCAUGUCAUGACACGUCACCAUGUCACGACGUCACCGUGUCAACGACGUCACCGUGUCAACGACGUCACCGUGUCGCGACGCGUCACCACGCUACCGCGGGUCUCUGUCGCGACACCGUCGCGCGUCACCGCCGUGACGUCAUCGUCAGCGCCGCCACGUCGUGCCGUGUCGCGACGUGCCCCCCCCUGUCGCGACGUGUGUGUGUCGUCCCCCCCCCCCCCCCCAGCGUGUCAUGACGGAGCCGCGCAGCCAAUAAACGGGAACGGAGCCGGCCCCAGCGGUGGACUGGGGGGGACUGGGAGCCGCUGGCUACCAACUGGGG